Molecule: messenger RNA, 1449 nt
Organism: Malassezia restricta
Lineage: Eukaryota; Fungi; Basidiomycota; Malasseziomycetes; Malasseziales; Malasseziaceae
Product: DNA damage-responsive protein
Exons: 1
Coding region: 1-1449 (482 amino acids)
Molecular function (GO): metal ion binding
Source: RefSeq, a predicted model, not a curated record
AUGGCAGUGUGCCAGUUUUUCUUGCAGGGGCGAUGCCGCUUCGGCAGCCAUUGCCGAAAUGAGCAUCCUGCUCAGGCACGCACUAGUGCGUUUGGCGAGCCGUCGACAUUCUCUGCGUUUGGAUCGAAAGCCAAGACGACAAGUGCGCCUGAGCCGGAGAUUGUGCUGACCAAGGAGGGCAUUAGUACGGAUAUGGGCGCGCAGGGCCGUCCGAUAUGGCAUCUGUCGUGCUAUGCGCCUGCGCGCGGUGAGCCUAAUUUGAUUGAAGGUGUGGAUGUGAGUCCAGAUGAAGAUCGUGUCCUGGCGUACCAGGCCAAGCAAAGCGGACAGGAGGCAGCCUAUCUGCAGCAUGUACAAACACAAACGCUCAGUGCGGAGCAGAUGUACCAGAAUGCGAGUAUGCAUCCGCAAAAUGCUUUGCAGAAGGCGAUAGCCAACCGGCAACAGUACAAGCAGACGCUGCAGCCUGCCAUGCCAGCGUUUGGCGCGGCUUCGUCGAGCGCAUCCGCGUUUGGAUCCGCGGCGCAGCCGCCUUCCUCGGCCUUUGGUGCUGCGGCCCCGCCCAGUGCCUUUGGGGCACCAUCUGCUUUUGGAUCUCAGCCGUCUGCGUUUGGAUCGGUCGGAAAGCCAUCCGCCUUUGGUCAACCCUCUGCGUUUGGUCAACCCUCUGCGUUUGGCGCUGCGGCCAAGCCUUCUGCGUUUGGUCAAGCUUCUGCGUUUGGUCAAGCCUCUACGUUUGGUCAACCUGCUGCGUUUGGGCAGCCAUCUGCUUUCGGCCGUGCCGCCCAGACCUCUUCCUUCGGAUCCACGUCGCAGCCAUCGGCUUUUGGCGCGGCAGCGAAGCCUUCUGCCUUUGGUACACCAUCUGCGUUCGGCACUGCGUCUACCCCAUCAGCAUUCGGUCAGCCAUCGGCGUUUGGAUCGACAGCUGCACCGUCCGCCUUUGGAAAGGCAGCUGCACCGUCUGCUUUUGGAUCGAGUGCGCAGCCAUCGGCGUUCGCGUCCGCGGCCAAGCCCUCGGCGUUUGGUCAGCCAUCAGCGUUUGGGCAGCCGUCAGCGUUUGGGCAGCCAUCAGCGUUUGGGCAGCCAUCCGCUUUUGGCCAGCCCUCGGCAUUUGGGCAGCCGUCCGCUUUCGGCGCCUCGGCACCAUCGUCCGCGUCGGGAAGCUCAUCCCAGCCAUCCGCCUUUGGCGCACCGUCCGCCCCAGGCCCGGCAUCGGUGCCGCCAUCGGCUUUUGGUCAGGCCCCCGCUUUCGGGACGCCAUCUACGCAGGCCUCUGUGCCCCCACCCGCAUCGGCGCCCGUCACUCAGGCGCACACCGACGUCUUUGAUGACCAGCGCAUCGAGAGCCAGGCCCUGCCUGACGACGUGCGCGCCUGUUUCGAGGCAGACCACUUUGUCUGGGGACACAUUCCUGCCGUCGAGCCGCCAGUAGCCUUCUGUACGUAG